AGAGACAGAGGGAGUGAGGGUGAGAGAAAGGUGGUACAACAACAAAGUGGAUUCAUAUCGGUAGUUUGGCCUGUCUGUUGCUGGUUCACCCUGUAGUCCUCACACCUCAGUAUGCUGAAGUUUCUGCUGACUCUCUGCCUGUUCCUGCAGACUGCAAUAACCAGAAGCACCGAUGACCUAAUUUACCUGGUGACAGUAACAUCCCAAACAGUAGGAGGCAGCAAGGAGACACUAUGUGCCCAGAUUCAUCAUGCAAAGGAGCCAGUUUCCUUUGUGGUAACCCUGGAAAUGGAAGAUGGAGGCAACACCACUCUGCUGGAGGAGCUGGCUGUGGCACAGUUCUACCGCUGUGUGCAGUUCCGGGUUCCGUUGGUAAUUAUUGAUACUGUUGCCAGAAUUCGUGCUACUGUACAAGUUGGGGAGACAUCUUUGAACAAGACAACCAAAAUCCUUAUCCAACGAAGACCCUUAAUCAGUGUCAUACAGACAGACAAGCCCAUUUACAAACCAGGACAGACCGUGAAGUUCCGCAUUGUCUCUAUGGAUUCCAAUUUUUUGCCUGCCAACGAAGUGUUUCAGACUGUGGAAUUGUUGGACCCUGUCUUCAACCGUAUUGCCCAGUGGUUGAACCAGUCUACUGCCAGCGGCAUAUUGGAUCUGUCUCACCCCACAACCCCCGAAACCAGUCAGGGUGCCUACCACAUCGCCGCUCGGAACAGGGAGGGCGCCCGUGUCACUCAAUCCUUUGAAAUCAAGGAAUAUGUUCUGCCCAACUUUGAGGUGAAAAUCCACAUCCCAGAUGUUAUAAGCUUUGCAGACAGAGAAGUGCAAUAUAAGAUUUGUGGGAGGUACACCUAUGGGAAGCCUGUCCAGGGAACCGUGACCGUGCAGCUCAACCAAAGGAACAUUGUGUAUUUCUUCUUCCGUUCCUCAGGGCUGAUUCGAUACUUUCAGGAGAUGAUCAAAACUGAUGAGACUGGAUGUGCCACACAUACUAUCAAGCUGGAACAAUUUGGAUUGGGUUAUAGCUACAGCUUGGAGGUGGAGAGUGAGAUGGUGGAACAUGGAACAGGUGUUAUUGUGAAAGCUGAAAGAAAAGUGCUGGUCAAAACUGAUAAGCUUUUGUUUGAGUUUCAAGAUGCCCCCAUAAACUUCAAGCGUGGAAUAGAGUAUGAGGGAAAGGUCAUUGUGAAAAAUGUACCCUCCUUCCCUGUGUCCAACAAGACCAUCUCCCUCUCUGCCGCAUACGGAUACACAGGCAAGACUGAAACCUGGACACUGACAACUGACAUUGAGGGAGUGGCUCGCUUCUCAUUGGACACCUCUCUUUGGGAAGACUUUGUCACAUUACAGGCAUAUGACCACAUGGAAACCUCAUCAACAGGCUAUGCACGUACAGACUAUGAAAAAGCUGUCCAUCAUGUCCAUGAAUUUUAUUCAAAGAGUCAGAGCUUCAUGACAAUCAAACAGGCCGAAGGACCACUUUCUUGCGAUCAAGACAGUCAGGUCCUGGUGCGCUACUUCCUCAAGGGAGAGGAGCUUAAGGGUCAUGAGGUCAUGGACUUUUUCUACCUGGUCAUGUCGAGAGGGAGCAUUGUGCAGCACGGGCGUACUCGUGUGGCGGUGGGCAGUGGAUCAGAAAAGACAGGGCAGUUGUCCGUCCCCUUGCGGCAGAUGGCAGAUCUGACCCCUUAUGCCCAGGUGAUGGUUUACACAGUGUUGCCUAAUAGAGAGGUUGUGGCAGACAGCUCUGACUUCCCCAUCCAGCGGUGCUUCAAGAACCGGGUGUCUGUCCAGUUCUCUUCCCCCCAGGAGCUUCCUGGGGAGAGGACAAGCCUGGAGUUGCGGGCCCAGCCGGGGUCACUGUGUUCCCUUCGGGCCGUUGAUCAGUCUGUCUUUCUCAUGAGCCCAGAGCGGGACCUUGCACGGACAGUUUUUGAUCGGCUGCCAGUUUCAAAGCUGUCCUCGUAUCCAUACAAUGUUGAGGACUAUGAGCCUGCUCCUUGCAUUUCCAGGAAACAGCGUUCUCUCAAUGAAUUUAAGAAAUCUGAUACCUACCUGCUCUUUCAGGGAGUUGGCAUUAAGGCCCUUACCAACUUAAACAUGAAAAAACCUGUCGAGUGUCAUCCGGGUGGUAUAUCAGGCUCUUUUGGUCCUGGUGGUUCGAGAAUGCAGAUGUCAUUGCCAGACACUAUUCGCUCCUACUUCCCUGAGACAUGGAUCUGGGAACUGGUGCCAGUUGGGGAAUCGGGUUCAGUGAAACUGGAACGCACUGUCCCUGACACAAUCACCAAAUGGGUGGCGGAUGCGUUCUGCACUUCUUCGGCCGGAUUCGGCCUGGCCACCAACAGCAGCCUCACCGUCUUCCAGCCCGUCUUCGUGAGCCUGACACUGCCGCACUCUGUCAUCCGCGGGGAGGAGCUCACACUGAGGGCCAUGGUCUUCAACUACCUCUCCAAGUGCAUCAUGGUGCACGUCACCCUGGAGAACUCUACUAAUUUUAAAUCUGAGCCCUGCAAAGGCUGUGUGUACAGGAAGUGUCUCUGUGGGGAGAAGCCAGAGGUCUUCAGCUGGCUGCUUACCCCUACUUCUCUAGGUGAGGUGAGCAUUAAAGUAAGUGCCGAGGCCCUGAGCACGGAAGACCUGUGUGGCAACGAGGUGGCCACUGUACCUGAGAAGGGAGGCAUCGACACUGUCAUCCGUACACUGCGGGUGGAGCCUGAGGGAGUAAGACAGACAAUAACCCACAAUGCACUGCUCUGUCCUCAAGGUGGCACCGUGAAGAAGACCAUUUCCCUGGAGCUGCCUGAGGACAUAGUGGAAGGCUCUGCCAAGGCAUCGCUCUCAGUACUGGGAGACCUAAUUGGGAGCUUCAUGAGGAAUGUGGAUGGCUUGUUGGCCAUGCCGUAUGGCUGCGGAGAGCAAAACAUGCUCCUCUUUGCCCCCAACAUCUACAUUCUCAGGUACCUGGACAGGACACGACAGCUGACCCCGCAGAUCAAGGCCAAGACCGUCAAAUACCUGGAGAAUGUGUAUCGAGGUUAUCAACAGCAACUGAACUACAAGCAUGAGGAUGGUUCCUACAGUGCCUUUGGAAAGAAAGAUCUCUCAGGAAACACAUGGCUGACCGCGUUGGUCAUGCAGUCUUUUGGGAGUGCAAGGCCAUACAUCUUUAUAGAUCCGGAGCACAUCAAGAAAGCCAAGAAGUGGUUAGUCCGUCAGCAACAAGCUAACGGUUGCUUUAAGUCAGUGGGGAAACUCUUCAACAACGAAAUAAAGGGGGCAGACAGCAAUGAGGUGGUGCUGACCGCCUAUGUCACGGCAGCUCUCCUGAAACUGAACGGCAACAUCACUAAUCUCGUGGUGCAGAGGGGUCUGUCCUGUCUGAAGGAGGCCUCUGAUCAGCUCAACAGCACCUACACUACUGCCCUGCUCUCUUACACCUUCACCCUGGCCAAAGAACAUGAUUUGAGGACCCGUCUGAUUGGUCAGCUGGAUAAAGAGGCUAAGACUUCAGGAGGUGUUCGUCACUGGGAGCGCGCCGGGGCGUCUGCAGUAGACUCCCUGGACGUGGAGAUGACAGCGUACGUGCUUUUAGCCCUCCUCUCUGGGCCUUCUCUUCCUGGCUUUGGCCUGGGCUACUCUGCCACCAUCGUCCGAUGGCUCACCCAGCAGCAGAACUCCCACGGAGGCUUCUUCUCCACACAGGAUACGGCAGUGGCUCUGCAGGCUCUGACGCUGUUUGGUGCUGCCACCUUCAGUCCGGAGGGCGCCAGCACCUUGACAGUUGCCUCUUCAAAUGGCUCUAACAGGCAGUUCAGCAUUGAUCAGCACAAUCGGCUUCUCUACCAGGAGGAGCGGUUGCAGGAGGUGCCUGGGAACUACAACAUCGAGGCAGAGGGUACAGCGUGUGUUUUCGCCCAGAUUGCUCUGCACUACAACAUCCCAGUGCCUCCAGAAUUCUCUGCUUUUAAUAUGACAACCCUGGUGACAGGGAAUUGUAGAGGCUCAGAGAGGCGGUCCCUGACGGUGUCUGUGGAUGUGAGGUACACUGGAACAAGGAUGAAAACAAACAUGGUGAUCGUCAGCAUGCGACUCCUGUCCGGAUUCCUACCAGAAGAAAACUCCCUCACAGUGAUGAAAGCUGAUCCCGCUGUGAAACGUAUUGAAGAGGAAGAUGGUCACAUAAUCAUCUAUCUGGAUGAGCUGAUGAAUAUGAGGCCCAAAAGGUAUAUUCUGACCAUAUUUGAGGAUGUACCAGUAAGGAACCUGAAGCCUGCCAUUUUGAAGGUCUACGACUACUACAAGACAAGUGACAAGGCUGUGAGUAGGUACAGCUCCCCCUGUGUAGAGGGUGGUGCUUAGACCUACUGUGAGAGGCCAGACUGGACCAGCCCCAUCAAUGGCUGUUCACAUAACCAGAGAUGUAGACUCGUGCGCUCAAAAUCAAUAGUUCCCAACUGUUUUUGUUGUUUUUUUCUUUCACACUUGUACAUUUUUAAUGGAUCAAUAUGUGACACUGCACUGCAAAUAAAACUUAAAUAUAAAUGCAUUUUAUCAGUGCUUAUCUUAUGAUCACCUUUUAUUAAAAAGGCAGGAAAAGCAUGCACAUCCUUUUUUAUGUCACGUGUUUGGCCUGAGAAUGCCCAUUUCAUGUCUAAUGUAAAUGGUCUGCAUUAUGCCCACUAAUGUCUGAGCACAAAUAACGAAUCUUGUUGG
Messenger RNA from Megalops cyprinoides (Indo-Pacific tarpon), 4719 nucleotides. RefSeq names its product alpha-2-macroglobulin-like. Lineage: Eukaryota; Metazoa; Chordata; Actinopteri; Elopiformes; Megalopidae. Gene Ontology annotation, molecular function: endopeptidase inhibitor activity. Gene Ontology annotation, cellular component: extracellular region. The coding region runs from base 112 to 4365 and encodes 1417 amino acids. The record is from RefSeq and is a predicted model, not a curated record. The transcript has 37 exons.